GCCGGCUGGAGCGAAGCUUUAUUUCCAGGCUUGGCACCAAGGCUGUCAUUAGAGCUGCCUGCUCCCGCGGGCCCGCGGACCCAGCUGUCAGGCAAGCCCAGUGGAGCAAAAUGAGCGCGCAGUGAGCCUGCUCAGCCUGUCUCCCAGCGGUCGCCCACCAUGAACCACUUGGAAGGGUCUGCGGCGCUGGAGGUGACCGACGAGGCAGCAAGCGAGGAGGUGAACGAGUCGGUGGAGGCCGACCUGGAGCACCCGGAGGUGGAGGAGGAACAGCAGCAGCAGCACCUGGCGGGCGGCCACCCGCGCGGGCGCACCUUCGAGGACCUCCGCGCCCAGCUCGUGCAGCAGCAGGAGGAGGAGGAGCGGGGGGAGUGCCUGGCGCGAUCGGCCAGCACAGAGAGCGGCUUCCACAACCACACAGACACGGCCGAAGGCGACGUGAUCGCCGCGGCCCGCGACGGCUAUGACGCAGAACGCGCGCAAGACCCUGCGCAGGACCCCGAGGAUGAGAGUGCGUACGCCGUACAGUACAGGCCCGAAGCCGAGGAGUACACGGAGCAGGCGGAGGCCGAGCACGCUGAGGCCACGCACCGCCGCGCGCUGCCCAACCACCUGCACUUCCAUUCGCUGGAGCACGAAGAGGCCAUGAACGCGGCCUACUCGGGCUACGUCUACACGCACCGGCUCUUCCACCGCGGCGAGGAUGAACCCUACGCCGAGCCCUACGCCGACUACGGGGGCCUCCAGGAGCACGUGUACGAGGAGAUUGGGGACGCGCCCGAGCUGGACACGCGCGACGGCCUGCGGCUGUAUGAGCAGGAAGGCGAUGAGGCGGCGGCCUACCGCCAGGAGGCCCUGGGCGCCAGGCUGCACCACUAUGAUGAGCGCUCCGACGGCGAGUCCGACAGCCCAGAGAAGGAGGCCGAGUUCGCGCCCUACCCGCGCAUGGACAGCUACGAGCAGGAGGAGGACAUAGACCAGAUCGUGGCUGAGGUCAAGCAGAGCAUGAGCUCCCAGAGCCUCGAUAAGGAGGCCGAGGACAUGCCUGAGGCCGAGCAGGACCUGGAGCGAGCCCCUACCCCGGGCGGGGGCCGUCCCGACAGCCCUGGGUUGCAGGCGCCGCGGGCGGUGGGCACUGCAGGCAGCGGCGAGGCGGUGCAGCGGUACAGCAAGGAGAAGAGGGAUGCUAUCUCGCUGGCCAUCAAGGACAUCAAGGAGGCCAUUGAGGAGGUGAAAACCAGGACCAUCCGUUCGCCUUACACUCCCGACGAGCCCAAAGAGCCCAUCUGGGUCAUGCGCCAGGACAUUAGCCCCACCAGGGACUGUGACGAGCAGAGGCCGGUGGACGGAGAUUCUCCAUCACCUGGCAGUUCCUCACCCCUGGGUGCAGAGUCCUCUGGUACACCCUAUCAUCCCAGUGACCCCAUGGAAGCCUCCACAAAUAAAGAGUCAAGAAAAAGCUUGGCAUCAUUCCCAACCUACGUUGAAGUUCCCGGACCUUGUGACCCCGAAGACUUGAUUGAUGGCAUCAUUUUUGCUGCCAAUUACCUUGGCUCCACCCAGCUGCUCUCGGACAAAACUCCUUCCAAAAAUGUACGCAUGAUGCAGGCCCAGGAAGCAGUAAGCAGAAUCAAGAUGGCCCAGAAAUUAGCCAAAAGCAGGAAGAAGGCUCCUGAAGGCGAAUCUCAGCCCAUGACAGAGGUGGAUCUCUUCAUUUCUACCCAGAGAAUCAAAGUCUUGAAUGCCGAUACGCAGGAGACAAUGAUGGACCACCCCCUGAGGACCAUCUCCUACAUCGCUGACAUCGGGAACAUCGUUGUGCUCAUGGCCCGCAGGCGGAUGCCCCGCUCCAACUCCCAGGAGAAUGUGGAAGCCUCCCACCCUUCCCAGGAUGGAAAAAGGCAGUACAAGAUGAUCUGCCAUGUCUUUGAGUCGGAGGAUGCCCAACUGAUCGCACAGUCCAUUGGGCAGGCAUUUAGUGUGGCAUACCAGGAAUUCCUCAGGGCCAACGGGAUUAACCCCGAAGAUCUCAGCCAGAAGGAGUAUAGUGACCUGCUCAAUACCCAGGACAUGUACAACGACGACCUGAUCCACUUCUCCAAGUCUGAAAACUGCAAAGAUGUUUUCAUAGAGAAGCAGAAAGGAGAGAUCCUAGGUGUGGUGAUUGUGGAGUCCGGCUGGGGGUCCAUCCUGCCGACAGUGAUCAUAGCCAACAUGAUGCACGGAGGCCCCGCGGAGAAAUCGGGGAAGCUGAACAUCGGGGACCAGAUCAUGUCCAUUAAUGGCACCAGCCUGGUGGGCCUGCCCCUGUCCACCUGCCAGAGCAUUAUUAAGGGCUUAAAGAACCAGUCCCGAGUCAAGCUGAAUAUCGUGCGAUGUCCUCCAGUAACCACCGUGCUGAUCCGGAGACCUGACCUGCGCUACCAGCUGGGGUUCAGUGUCCAGAACGGAAUUAUCUGCAGCCUCAUGCGAGGCGGAAUAGCCGAGAGAGGGGGCAUCCGUGUGGGACAUCGGAUCAUUGAAAUCAACGGACAGAGUGUCGUCGCCACCCCCCACGAGAAGAUCGUGCACAUUCUUUCCAAUGCCGUUGGGGAGAUCCACAUGAAGACGAUGCCAGCCGCCAUGUACAGGCUGCUGACGGCCCAGGAGCAGCCCGUUUACAUCUGA
This is a messenger RNA of Orycteropus afer afer, 2667 nucleotides long. It is a transcript of the gene APBA1, whose product is annotated as amyloid beta precursor protein binding family A member 1. Gene Ontology annotation, cellular component: plasma membrane; dendritic spine; cytoplasm. Gene Ontology annotation, molecular function: protein binding; amyloid-beta binding. NCBI's taxonomy places the organism in Eukaryota, Metazoa, Chordata, Mammalia, Tubulidentata, Orycteropodidae. Gene Ontology annotation, biological process: chemical synaptic transmission. The record is from RefSeq and is a predicted model, not a curated record.